Molecule: messenger RNA, 751 nt
Organism: Myxozyma melibiosi
Lineage: Eukaryota; Fungi; Ascomycota; Lipomycetes; Lipomycetales; Lipomycetaceae
Product: exocyst complex component Sec10-domain-containing protein
Exons: 3
Coding region: 12-596 (194 amino acids)
Biological process (GO): Golgi to plasma membrane transport; exocytosis
Cellular component (GO): exocyst; cytoplasm
Source: RefSeq, a predicted model, not a curated record
GAUCAAACAACAUGGCAGAAUACCAGCCAGCAUCAGCAGCACCACAGCGCACAUCAACAGGCGGCACGGCAAGUUAUCCGGGCUCGAUGGACGCGACCGAGGCAGACGCGGUGCCGAGCCUUGACGACGCGAGGCUGUUUGUCGGGUGGCUUUCGGAGUCGGUUGCGAGGGCUGCGCAGUUGAGUUCCAAGAUUGAGAUACCGCAGUAUGCGAAGGAUCUGUUGUUGGUGUUGAUUGAGUCGCUUGGAUCGCUGUAUAUCGAGGUUGCUCUAGAUCACACAACCGACCGCCUCGCCCAAGAAAAGAUCUCAGACACCCUCUCCGACACCAUCGACCGCCUCCUCCCCGCCUGCACCGACAUCCUGCAACUAAUCUCCAACACCGCCAACAAGCUUCUAAUGGAACUCGCGGCUGACUCGUCCGCCACGCGGAAGGAGAUGAGCCAGGUGCUGAUGGACUAUGUGGCCGCGGUCGAGCGGAAGAUCAAGACGCUUGAGACGGCGAAGGCGGCGCAGCAGGCUGCGUUGGCUUCUGCGAGUUUGCAUGCGGGAGGGGGGAGUAAACGGAGGUGGAAGAAUUUGAGGGGUGGGAAUUAGUGUAAAUCUGUUGAGAGCUGAGAGCUGAUAGAUCAAGGCUGAUAUAGAGCAAGGCUGAUAUAGAUCAGAGUUGAUAGGAUCAUGAGGGUGGUGAUUGGAGUUACGGGACAAAUUACAUAAAUGUACAUAUACACACAUCAACAGAUAUCAUACAC